This is a messenger RNA of Alosa sapidissima (American shad), 6079 nucleotides long. RefSeq names its product protein fem-1 homolog C. The transcript has 2 exons. The record is from RefSeq and is a predicted model, not a curated record. NCBI's taxonomy places the organism in Eukaryota, Metazoa, Chordata, Actinopteri, Clupeiformes, Clupeidae. The coding region runs from base 1664 to 3553 and encodes 629 amino acids. Gene Ontology annotation, molecular function: protein binding.
GUUUUAACCUAAAAAAUCGCGUGGCAUCGCUUAGAGCACCUUGGUCAGGGUUGCCUCGACGGUCGCAGCACUGCCUUGAGUCGCCGGUGGGGAACACCAUCAAGCGAAGUAGCUUUGGCGGCGAGGAAGGAUGACUGCAACGUCAGUGGCGUUCUCAACUUUUCUGUGAUAGAAUUACUUUUUAGCAAGUGUAAUGGACACAUAAUUAAUAUAAAUAGGUCUAAAUUGCACAAAACUUAAAGUAGCCUACAUAGUUCAGAUCACAACAAGUAUAGGUUCAUGUUGAUUUAAACGCAGAAAAAAACAGGAAGAAAAAUAUGAAGCAGCCAGCGAAUAAAAGCCACCGCAGUGCACUGUAGGCCUAAAACGCUCCUUUAUUUAGGUGUUCAUUUGUCAAUUUCAAUUGUAUAAAUGAAGGGGGUUCCCCGAUAAAGGCUUUCCUCGUGUUCACUAUCUAUUUUCGUCGCAAAUACGUAGUUAAAAAUUCAGCUCUGCGAUUGGAUACAUUUUUGCCCAUUCAAAUAAUCUGCAUCAUUUCCCAUAGAACUACCCUGUAUCCCGAAGUAGAAGUGUGCAUUCGCUGGAGCUCUUUGCGGCGAUGCAUUGCCGCACUGCUUCGUUCGCUUCCGCGUGAUGUCUGGAUAAUCGUAAUAUUUUUAAAAACCCGUUUUUUGCCUUUACGAAGCCAAACUAGUUGGAUUAAAAGACUGUAGUUGACGGUAGACUAACAUUAACCAAUUACCUCGAGGCAAUGGCACGUAAUUUAAUACGGGGAACGAAACAAGCGGGGGUGGGAAACCCAUCUAAGCUAGUAUAACGCAGGUUAUUUUCCCCUGGCCCAGAUAUUUUUCAUCGAACUUGAGACAUUAACAGCUUCGAUCAGCCGUUUCUUUCAUGACAAAACGUUACGACGCACAAAUGGCAUUGUAAGAAAGUGAUGCGUCUGGUUAUGUGCUAACGUUAUCUGGGUGGAUUGUUCAAUGGAUCAGAAAACGACAUUAAAGACACAGGUGACAAAGGUUGGCUAAGAUUGCUAUGCUAGCCAGCUAGCUUAAAAAGCAGUUUCGUGGAUGGAAGAACUGUGGCACCCAGUUCCACGUAGCAACGUAAUCUAACGACUCUAACUAGUCAGAUAGGUUAAGUGUUGUAUUUGUUAAUAUAUAUAUAUAUAUAUAUACCAACAUUUUGGUAAGUCAAGUGCAUCGGUGCAGGAAAUGUAACGUUCUUUUAGAAAACGGCAAAUUGACUACAUUGUUCUUGGACAGAUAAGUUAGCUGAAGCUAGCUACUGUUAACUUAGCAGAUGCUAUCCUCGUUUGCUGUCAAAGGUAUCGUUAGCUAAUCAUUGAGCUGGGAAGGAAGUAGAAUUCGUUUAACGUUAACCUGUGAUAAUUAAAUGUGUAGCAUUUGAUUGGUUUCAGACCGUUUUCGCUUGAGAUUUUUGGUGGGGGAUUCACAGGGCCACUUGAUUGAUGUGUCGUGAUUCUCUCAGCUGGCUAACUUUAAGUUAGCCUAUCACAUGCACAGACGAAAGAGUGCAGUAACACUGACUAAACAUCAGGUGAAAAUGCUAGAACUAACUUAAACGCCAUCUAUCUUAUCCUCUGGUGAACAAUUGAAAGACUUUUAACUGUUUACUGUCAAGUUACACUUCCUUCCAUGCAAUGGAUUUAAAAACGGCCGUCUUCAACGCUGCCAGGGAUGGGAAGCUUCGGCUGCUCCAAAAACUAUUGGAAAACAAAAGUGACCCCGAGGUCACUAAACUUAUGUCUGAGAAAACAAACGGGGCAACGCCAUUACUAAUGGCUGCGAGAUAUGGACAUCUUGAGCUUGUGGAAUAUCUUUUGGAAUGUUGUUUAGCCCCUGUCGAAGUCGGGGGGUCUGUCAAUUUUGAUGGGGAGACAAUAGAGGGGGCUCCACCAUUAUGGGCUGCUUCGGCUGCUGGACACUUGAAAGUGGUACAGUCGCUGGUAGGCCAUGGAGCUUCCGUUAACAACACAACCCUUACGAACUCAACGCCCCUAAGAGCCGCUUGUUUUGACGGACAUCUCAAUAUUGUUAAAUAUCUAGUGGAACAUAAAGCAGACCUUGAAGUGGCUAACAGACAUGGCCAUACAUGCCUCAUGAUUUCCUGCUACAAGGGCCACAAGGAAAUUGCUCAGUACCUUCUGGAAAAGGGCGCAGAUGUCAACAGAAAAAGCGUGAAGGGCAAUACAGCCCUUCAUGACUGUGCUGAGUCAGGCAGCCUUGAAAUACUUCGCUUACUGUUGGAUUAUGGUGCCCGAAUGGAACGUGAUGGUUAUGGCAUGACACCGUUGCUGUCGGCCAGUGUGACGGGCCAUGCAAAUAUUGUGGACUACCUGGUCCAGCACCCAUUAACACCCCCUUCUGAGCGAGCAGAUGCGCUUGAACUGCUGGGUGCCACUUAUGUGGACAAGAAACGUGACCUCCUGGGGGCCCUGCAACACUGGCGACAGGCCCUUGAGCUGCGUCACACAGAUCCUAUUAACCUCCUACCCAAGCCCCAGCCUGAACAACUUGUGGCAGCGUAUGACUUUGCAGUGGAGGUGAGCUGUGAGGAAGAACUUGACGCACUCAUUUCCGAUCCAGAUGGCAUGCGCAUGCAGGCACUGCUGAUCCGUGAACGUGUACUUGGACCUGCCCAUCCAGACACCUCAUACUACAUCCGUUACCGUGGUGCUGUGUACGCUGACUCUGGCAACUUUGAGCGCUGUGUGGCACUAUGGAGCUACGCCCUAGACAUGCAACAGCGCCACCUAGAACCUCUCAGCCCUAUGACCGCAAGCAGUCUGCUUUCCUUUGCUGAACUCUUUUCCUUCAUGUUGCAGGACCGUGCUAAAGGCCUUCUUGGCACCUCGGUUUCCUUCCAUGACCUUAUGGCCAUUUUGGGCAAGAGUGUGCUGGAGAUCGAGCGGGCAAUUAAACAUAAGUCUCAUGGGGUAGGCUCACUAAUGACACUGGCAGCAACUUCCACCCCAGACCCAGCCCAGCUGAGUAAAGCACUCUCCAUCAUCCUGCACUUGAUCUGCUUGUUGGAAAAAGUGCCCUGUACGCUGGAACAAGACCACUUAAAGAAGGAGACGAUCUACCGCUUCCUCAAACUUCGGCCGUGUGGCAAGAAUGGCUCAAGCCCACUGCACCUGGCAGCUGACCGUGCCACUACUUGUGUGGGCCGCUACCCUGUCUGCCGCUUCCCCUCACUGCAAGUGGCUGCUGUGCUGCUUGAAUGUGGUGCCGAUGUCAAUUGCCGUGAUGCACAAGACAAUUCUCCACUCCACGUGGCUGCCUCCAAUCAACAGCCUGAGUUGAUGCGGCUGCUGAUUGAUCGUGGCACACAUUUCGACAGCACCAAUGCCAUGCGACAAACUGCCUGUGACCUGUUGGGCCAGAAGGAGCUGGCACGCAGCCUCAUCCAGCCAGUCAACCACACCACUCUGCAGUGCCUGGCCGCUCGUGCCAUCAUCCAACAUGGCUUGGUCUACCAAGGCAACAUACCCCAGCGCCUGGAGGACUUUGUGCUCUUGCACAGAUAGUGGAGACUUUUUAAUUAACCAAGGAACAAAACCAGGAGUGAGGGCUGUAUGACUGAGAGGAAUGAUAAGCAAGGAAAAUAAGGGAAACUGAGACAUUCAUAACAUCUUUGCCCUUCCCCCUAUAACUUUGUUUUUAUUUAUUUAUUUUGUCCAAUGUUUACUUCCCUUUCUCCAAAGCAUAGUCCAGUUGCCUAAGCUAAGGACAGCUUGGCCCAAAUUAGUUUUUAAUGACACACCAGGGUGCUUUUCUCCAAAGCCUCUCAUGAUUUCUGUUUUGUCUCCACCUCUAUGCACUCCUCCCUUCACUGACAUCUAUGGCUCUUUUUCUCUGCAGAAACUGACCUUUGAGAAGCUUUAUAAUGUGUUUUGAGGUUUGCACAUGCCAUAAGUGCUUUAAUCCUCCUAUGCACAGGCUAGGAUAGACUGUUCUGUGUUAUACAGUACAAUACAGUAAAACUAAAGUAUUUGUUUUCAUGUCACAGCCUGUGUUUUGAAAGUCUCGAUAUCCAUGUUCUAUGAUUGGAGCCAUUAAAUAGCAGAGGGCUUUUGUAUGGUCCUCAGUGGAGAAUGAAUAAUCUUACAAAACAGUUAUUGGCAGAAGUGGAUUGAUUGGCUGCUGUUAUUUCCAGCUCUUUUCUAGUUUUCUGCAGUCAUUUUGGUAACUUUGAGCCCUCUUGUUCUAAGGCAAGCUGUAAACAACAUAAAGACAAAAGUCCGGGGUGAUGCAAUUACCAUUAACCUUCACUACUGCACAUUAAUCAAUGCUGAACACCUCAGAGGUCUUUUGAUCUCAGAUUUGCAUUUAUGUUGAAAUUCUUUUUUUUACUCAUGUAAUUGUACUAAAAAGAUAAAGGCCUUGCAUGGGACAGGUGUGUUGUGGUGUAACAUUUGCACAUUUAACUGCAGUUGCAUUUUUUUGUUCUCUUUUAGACAGGGGCACAGCAGAGGUUUUUGAAGUGUGUGUGUGUGUGUGCAUGUGUGUGCACGUGUGUGCGCAUGCGUGCGUGGUAGUAGCUGGGGUGGGGGAGGCGUUUUGUGUAAUUUUGGCCAAUGGUUUAACGCUCUAAAAGUCAUGAUGGGUUACUGACUUUUUAUGAAGCCAUGGACAAGACUUGACACAGGCCUAAAUGAUCAACACUGGUCAAUUACACAUGAUCAAACUAUUGCUUAGUUGUUUUGUCAGGGUCAGGUUAAUUUGGGUGUGUAAUGUCAUUAAUGUGUCCUCAGUUUCCUCCUCCUGUCUCCCCAUCCUCAUGUCUUUCUACUUUCUUCAUUGCCUUCCAGUCAAUCAUCUUUGUGAUUCAUGAGGGUUGGCUGGAAUGUCAGUGACCUGAUUUUCCUUGUCAUCAUUAAAAAAAAAAUACUAUUUCUGAAUAGUCUGUUUCCAUGCAUUUUCUUGCAUGUGAGGGCUACUCAUCAAAAAACAGCUUUGAAAAUCAGACAAGGAAGUAAGGGGUUAGAUUUGGUUUAUACCACAGGCUACAAUAGACUGUUUCCACACACCUUUUUGAGUCUAAAUGGCUCAUACUAAAUGUAUUGAUCUGUUUGGUUGUUCGAACUAUAUUGAUGCAUGACUGUCACACCCCAAUCACUGACCUACAGGUGUGUGUGUGUGUGUCUGUGUCAUCUAAAUAGUUUAGAUUCAAGUUUCAUUUCUUAGUUUAAUCUGACAGUUUGUGAGUGUGACCUACUUCAAGACAUCAGCCCAAUCAGUAAUUUAGUCUUAGUCAUAACCCUUGCCUGGUGUGUUAUGACUGAUUGAUCUGAUAGUACCAUAAACAGUCAUGAAACUUUGGCAAGCCAACACUGCAAUAGUAGGCUGGUUGGGUGUGCCUAGACAAGGGGAGGCACAGUACUAACAUUAACAAAUCCAUAAUAGCUGCAUAUAAUGCCAUGUUCAUAUCAUGUUCAAGUAACUUGGAACUCCUUUAAACAUUUACACGCCUCGUGUUCCUGAGCAUUAGGGGAUGUGUGUGCUUAAGCCCAGCUUUCCCUUUUAGGACAAGAUCAAUUUAUAUCCAUUUGGGCAGGCUUACACUGACUUGACUGUCCAUUUCACCUGUGUGCUGGUGUUUGACGUAACCAAAUCAAUGGAAAAGCUGACAGACGCCUGUCAAGUACUAAGAUAUGUGCAUAUUUCCACAUAUUUUACUGUAAACCUUAUUUGGUAUUUCUUCACUGUAGAUAAAAUAAAUAACAAUGCAAUCUUCUUUUACUUAAAUGUCCAGUUACGUAGUGACAAACAUUGGUAUUUUUUUCCUUGGGGUGAGGGUAUGCCUCUGUCAUCAUCUGCACCCCUGCUUUUAGACUAUGUGAAAUCAAGGGCUUUCAUGGUUUUCUAGGAACUCAUUUCAUCACUAAGAGAACGCAGACACACCAUGCCAGCAGGGGGACUUGCACUUUAUUAUUUUGAGGUUUUGAGUAUUUCAUUUAUUACUUUGAGGUCUUGAGUAUUUCAUAUUACAGAGAUAAAUGCUUGUUUGAUGUCUCAACAGCAUAUUUGACAAUAAACCCCUGUUGCUAUUG